AUGACCGAGACUGCACGACCGCACACAUUAGAGCCAGAGAUGCCACCUCCGCCACGCAAUGAGGGAAUACCCGAGACCAGCAUAGCCGGGCAACAUCAGCAGCAACAAAGCUGGCCACACUCAGCGCCUUGGGAGCGGAAAGACAGUGGACAGAACACUAGUGAGCGGGAGGUGGAAGCACAGAAGAGCAAACCCACAACCGCCGGCAACGAACAGCCGUCUCCUCCCUCCCAAACGACUGCACCACCCGAACCAGCUCCCAAGAAGAAAUCCAAACUUCGGCCCCGCAAAGCGCCCAUCAACCUCACACCAACCGCCAUCUCUCAGCUACAUCAAUUGGCCGACGCACCGGAGUCGAAACUCAUCCGGGUAGGCGUGAAGAACCGAGGCUGUUCAGGAUUGGCCUAUCACCUCGAAUAUGUGGACAAAGCGGGAUCCUUCGACGAGACGGUGGAACAAGAGGGCGUUAAAGUGUUGAUCGACUCGAAAGCGCUGUUCAGUAUUAUUGGCAGCGAGAUGGAUUGGGUGGAGGAUAAGCUGCAGGCGAGGUUUGUGUUCCGGAAUCCGAAUAUUACGGAACAAUGCGGCUGCGGAGAGUCAUUUAGCAUUUCAUAG
Saxophila tyrrhenica is the source of this 615-nucleotide messenger RNA. It is a transcript of the gene ISA1, whose product is annotated as Iron-sulfur assembly protein 1. The record is from RefSeq and is a predicted model, not a curated record. Gene Ontology annotation, biological process: iron-sulfur cluster assembly. Bases 1 to 615 code for a protein of 204 amino acids. The transcript has 2 exons. Gene Ontology annotation, molecular function: 2 iron, 2 sulfur cluster binding. NCBI's taxonomy places the organism in Eukaryota, Fungi, Ascomycota, Dothideomycetes, Mycosphaerellales, Extremaceae. Gene Ontology annotation, cellular component: cytoplasm; mitochondrion.